Tinamus guttatus (white-throated tinamou) is the source of this 568-nucleotide messenger RNA. It is a transcript of the gene LITAF, whose product is annotated as lipopolysaccharide induced TNF factor. Gene Ontology annotation, cellular component: cytoplasmic side of lysosomal membrane; cytoplasmic side of late endosome membrane; nucleus. Gene Ontology annotation, biological process: regulation of cytokine production. NCBI's taxonomy places the organism in Eukaryota, Metazoa, Chordata, Aves, Tinamiformes, Tinamidae. Gene Ontology annotation, molecular function: zinc ion binding. The record is from RefSeq and is a predicted model, not a curated record.
AUGUCUGCUCCUGGUGGCUACCCUGUCCCGUCAGCACCGCCUUCUUAUGAGGAGACAACAGGAAUCAAUGUCAACUACCCUGUCCCCUACCCUGCCCCAGAGCCCGGGCAAAGAGAGGCCGCGAAGGGAGCGAGCCCUCCUCCGUACUUCGUGCAGCCCGGGCCAGCGCCCAGCCCAGUUACAGUUCAGACUGUGUAUGUGCAGCAACCAGUAGUAUUUUACGAUCGCCCGGUUCAGAUGUGCUGCCCGUCCUGUAACAACAUGAUAGUGACACAUCUUACGUACACCUCGGGAGCGCUGGCUUGGCUCUCAUGCGGCGGCCUCUGCCUGCUGGGGUGUAUAGGUGGAUGCUGCUUAAUUCCCUUCUGUAUUGACGCCCUCCGAGAUGUGGAUCACUCCUGUCCAAACUGCAAAGCCAUAAUUGGUUCUUACAAGCGUUUGUAGGCAGUGUUUAAAUAUGGAUGAGGAUUGAUUGCUGAGGUUUAUUAGCACCUCUGUAAGCCCUUUCUGAAACCUCAUGGAGACUUGGGGUCAUUUCUCUGCCUCCUGUCACUGAAAUCAAUCUAAA